CAGAGUGGGCGUUUCUUCCAAUGCUAUCAGCAUCGAUUGAUGAACAUUCUCCCAGGAAUGGGUCUGGUCACCUUCUAAAUCAGGUACUUUGCUUAAUCGAGUUGAUCUUUAGCUGCCCUAGUCAGUUAGUCCAGUCAGGCAACCUGCCAGUCAGUGAUGAUACUCAUUUGAUACCUCGUCUUUCUUUUCCUGCCUCCAAUUCGUGUGCGAUAUAGCUCUAGACCUACACUCCAACUCACUUCCCUGUCUUUUUUUGUCUUGUGUUUUGGUGUACGUGCAUAGUAGGCAUACAACAUCACGACAUCACAAUAUCGCAACCACCACACCACCACAACACCUGAAGCCACACGCCACACAACCGCCCACAAUGCCCAACCGUCUCGCAAUAAGCACAAUGUCCCUCGGGCGGUGCUAUGCCGGCCACUCCAUAGAGCACCGGCUCGACCUGGCGCAAAAUUACGGCUACGAGGGCAUCGAGAUGUUCUUUGAAGACCUCGCGCACGUGGCCGACGAGCUGCGCCAACAACCCAACCCAGCCUCCCCCUCCACGCCACACACGGUCGAGUCCAGCCAGCUCGCCGCCGCCACCCACAUCGGCGAGCUCUGCCGCGCCCGCAACCUCGCCAUAAUCUCCCUGCAGCCCUUUCUAAACUACGACGGCCUGCUCGACCGGGAACAGCACGCGCGCCGCAUCCCCGAGCUGCGGCACUGGAUCUCCCUCGCCCACGCCCUGGGCACCGACCUGAUCCAGAUCCCCUCCAGCAUGCUCCCCGCGUCGCAGACCACCACCGACAUGGACGCCAUCGUCGCGGACCUGCGCGAGGCCGCGGACCUCGGCCUGGCCGCGUCGCCGCCCGUGCGCUUCGCCUACGAGAGCAUCGCGUGGUCGUCGACCUCGGACCUGUGGGAGCAGUCGUGGGAGGCGGUGCGGCGCGCGGACCGGCCCAACCUGGGCGUGUGCCUCGACACCUUCCACAUCGCCGCGCGGCUGUUUGCGGACCCCACGCGCGCCGACGGCACCGUGCCGGGCUGCCAGGCGGCGUUCGACGCGUCGGUGGCGCGCCUGGCCGAGGCCAUCCGCCGCGACCCCCAGCGCGUCUUUUGGGUGCAGGUGGCCGACGGCGAGCGCCUGUCCAGCCCGCUCCUCCCGGGCCACGAGUUCUACGCCGAGGGCCAGCCCCCGCGCAUGAGCUGGAGCCGCAACUGCAGGCUGUUCUACGGCGAGGAGGCCCGCGGCGCCUACCUGCCCGUCAAGCCCAUCGCGCACGCCAUCUUCAAGGCCGCCGGCUGGGAGGGCUGGGUCUCGCUGGAGCUGUUCCACAGGAGGAUGGCCGACGAGGGGAGUGACGUGGCUGAGGAGCUGGCUGCGAGGGGCGCGGCUUCGUGGCAGAAGCUGGUGACCGAUUUGCAGAUGAGCGUCGAGAGGGUUCCGGACAGGGCGGCUACUGCGUCUUUGUAG
Messenger RNA from Pyricularia oryzae 70-15, 1459 nucleotides. RefSeq names its product 3-dehydroshikimate dehydratase. The coding region runs from base 368 to 1459 and encodes 363 amino acids. The transcript has a single exon. Lineage: Eukaryota; Fungi; Ascomycota; Sordariomycetes; Magnaporthales; Pyriculariaceae. The record is from RefSeq and is a predicted model, not a curated record.